Messenger RNA from Homalodisca vitripennis (glassy-winged sharpshooter), 726 nucleotides. RefSeq lists its product as uncharacterized. The record is from RefSeq and is a predicted model, not a curated record. Lineage: Eukaryota; Metazoa; Arthropoda; Insecta; Hemiptera; Cicadellidae. The transcript has a single exon. Gene Ontology annotation, molecular function: DNA binding. Gene Ontology annotation, cellular component: nucleus. The coding region runs from base 1 to 726 and encodes 241 amino acids.
AUGCACCAAUUCAAAGGAAAAUGGGCCCUCCUUCAGUUCUGUCAGUCGAAGAAGAAGGAAAGCUGGAAGACUGGAUUUUGGCUAAAGCCAAACUUGGUUUUCCAAUUCAUGCUGACGAAGUCAUGGACACUGUGCAGAAAAAUAGUAAAAGACGAGGGUAGAGAAACUCCAUUUAGUGACGGCCGGCCAGGAAAGAAAUGGCUAGAACUUUUUUUGAAAAGACACCCCAACAUUGCAAAAGACAAUACGGAAAUUAUAUCAAAGGCAAGAGCCUCUGUAACGGAACCACAAAUAAGAGAGUGGUUUUCUGAAUUGAAGAACUACUUAAAAGAUGUCAAUGCAGAAGAUAUUUUAAAUGAUCCAACCAGGAUUUUUAAUUUGGAUGAAACAGGUAUGUGUACCUGCCCAAAAUCAGGUAAAGUUCUUGGGCCAAAAAGCUAUAAAAACUUCUACGAAAUAUCUCCUGGGCCAGAAAAAGAGUGCAUAACAGUUUUAUGCACAUUUUCUGCAGCAGGCAAGGUAGUUCAGCCUAUGAUUGUGUAUCCUUUCAAAAGGAUGCCACGUGAUAUAGUUGACUCUGUCCCUCCCACAUUUUCUAUAGGGAGGAGUGAUUCAGGUUGGAUGGUCAGUGGUACUUUUUAUGAGUACAUGGCCAAUUCAUUGUAUCCAUGGCUGGUUGAUUCUAAAGUACAGCUACCUGUCUUGGUGUUUUUUGGAUGGCCAUAA